Hippocampus comes (tiger tail seahorse) is the source of this 2188-nucleotide messenger RNA. It is a transcript of the gene hormad1, whose product is annotated as HORMA domain containing 1. NCBI's taxonomy places the organism in Eukaryota, Metazoa, Chordata, Actinopteri, Syngnathiformes, Syngnathidae. The record is from RefSeq and is a predicted model, not a curated record. The transcript has 17 exons. The coding region runs from base 667 to 1899 and encodes 410 amino acids.
ACAUGGAGGAAGGAGGGAGAAUGUUCACAAAACAGCUGCUCAUGUGACAGGGGAUCAUUUACAGCCAUCCUCAGUUUCCAAACAUGCACGGAACAGCAGCAAUGGACAUUCCAGGUUGUUGGAACAGCGCCCAAGUACAUCCAGACAGUUGUUUUCUAUUGCAUUUUUUUCUUCUUAUUAGGGGCGCGGGUGUGCUGUGGCCAAUUCUAGCUGACUUUUGGUGAGAGACGAGGGGGGACACCAGCCGGUCAACAUCGGGGCAUUCACGCUCCCAUUUACAAUUUGGACAAUUGUGAGUCGUCAAUGAAGCUAACAUGCAAGUUUUUGGAAUGUGGGAUUAAAAACUCAGAGAAGCACAAAGGAAACGAAUCGAAUCUCUUAUCGAUUGUCACUGGGUGACGGAAUGAAAUUCGAUGAUGGCAUCAAUUCAUAUGUCCAUGUACUGUUUGCAAUCAGUUUUAAACAAACCGCAAUGACUUGAUUGACACCAAUUUCCAGUGCUUAAAACAAGGCACGCAUGGCUUUUGAGUGAACAAAGCGAGCGGUUCAGCAGCUGUCUCACAAGACAAACGAGUCCGAUAAGCGCCAGGUGUUGAGUGCCACCAGGACACGCCUAGUGCAAAUCAGGAAGAGGUUUUGCUCCAUUAAUUUGCUACUUCAUGUCAAAUGAAGCAGAUCGACAGGAUUAAAAAAAGCAACUCAGGAGGACACCAAAGCUGCAGAACUGAGUCCAUCUGGGAUGACGCGAUUUCUGCUGUCCAGAGGUUCUGUUUCACAAAUGACAUGGCAUUUGUACAACAAGUGCGGAUAUCUAAGGACCCUCAACUGUUGCCCAAUCGGGUUGUCUCUGAGCUGCAGUCUGUCAGUGUUAUCAAAAAUCUUCUGGCCAUAGGCGUGUCGAGCAUCAUGUACCUUCGAGGACUUUUUCCAGAAAGAGCCUACGAGAGCAAAUAUUUUGAAGAUCAGAAAGUGAUGAUCCUCAGGGAGGAGCGCAGUUGUCCUGGCGCCUGUCAGAUUGUUGAAUGGAUAACUGGAUGCUUUGACGCCAUUCAAAUGAAAUACCUGCGGACUAUCAUUAUGUCUGUCUCCACUGACCCUGACGACCCACAGAAGGUGACAGAGUUUUAUCAAUUCAGGAUUCACUACAACACAGAAGGGGCACAGAUGAACUUUGGGAGGAGCUCUCCUUCCAUCAGCCCCCCAAACGAGGAUUUUGCCAUUGCGGUUGGCAGCACAAAGAAGGCUAGCAUCUUGCUGGUGAGGAAGCUCUACAUCCUAAUGCAGAACCUUGGCCCUCUGCCCAACAAAAUCUUCCUCAACAUGACGCUGACUUACUACGAUGAAGUCACUCCGCACAACUACCAGCCACCGGGCUUCAAGGAGGCUGAUGGCGACAUACUAGUGUUUGAGCGCGAGCCGGUUAGUCUGACCCUGGGAGAGGUGUUCACGCCUUUCCACUCGCUCAAGGUGAACAUGGCCACCGAGAGACACAGGCUGGAGCCGGUGGAGGAGGGCACUGGAAGGAGAAAUAGAUGGUUUCUUCGGGUCAAACGUGACGGGAGCCUAUCACAGAGGUCUGAGAUUGAAGAUGUGGACGACACGUCCCAAAAUAACUGCACGGACAUCAAAGCACAAGAGAUUGAUCUGAGCUCCCAUGAGAAGAUGGGCAAAACGAUGGAGGCUGUUAUGCUGAAGAGGCCAUCCGACAUGGAGGUGUCCACCAUGACCACCAGGAGCGGACGCAUCAUACAACACUCUACGCAACAGACAAAACGAACAAUGAACACGAGGAAGCAAGCUGCCGCGAAGAACAAUACGGUUUGUUGGUACGACAUCCCCAGCAGUCAGGAGACAGUUCUGAAGAAACGCAAGUUCAGCGAGUCCAAAGAGAGUCCGUGAGCCACCAAACACCACACACACACACACACACACACACACACACACACUUGCCUCCUUUUUAGGUUUGUCAAUGGUCACCUGGGAGGUUCUUUAAAAUACCGCAUGAUAACUUCAUUGUUUCAACGGCACAUUGUUCGAAGUUCGAAGAGUUUGUUUUCUGGUUUAAUCUUGUUGUAAUAGUGUGCAAUCUCCCUUUUGUUGUUGUACCAUUUUUAAUGUUGACCAAACAAGUUUGACUUGUGCAGAUUAAAACUGGAGGCUGUAAGAAAAGACACAAGUGGAAAGGGUU